Molecule: messenger RNA, 720 nt
Organism: Momordica charantia (bitter melon)
Lineage: Eukaryota; Viridiplantae; Streptophyta; Magnoliopsida; Cucurbitales; Cucurbitaceae
Source: RefSeq, a predicted model, not a curated record
AUGAAGAUUGAAAAAGAGAUCUCUCACCCAAUCCAUCCAUGGCACAGGCUGAAGCUCAACCACAGUGAUAUCCCUUUUAACUGUGGUGGAUGCAAUGAAGCUGGGAUUGGCUUCAACUACCAAUGCCUAAAAUGUGAUUUCACUUUGCACAAGCUCUGUGCCAUGGCAUCUCCAAGGAUCACUCACCCUUUCUACCCAAAAUGCGCUUUCGAGUUCUUCAUUUCCCCGCCUAGUGCGGCCGCGAGGUUCUGCGACGCCUGCCGAAACGACGUCUCAGGGUUCGUUUACCAUUGUAGAGGUUGCGGUUUCGAUCUCCACCCGUGUUGCGGGAACCUUCCCCAAGUGCUUGAUGACGGCGAGCGCAACCUCUACCUUAGUAUGAAGCUCUCCGGGCCGUGCCACCGGUGCGGAGGUAGGGGACCGGGGUGGUCCUAUAAGUCUCAAUGCAGGACUUAUAACCUUCACUUGUCAUGUGUGAAGGAGCUGCUGGUAGAGAGCUGGCAAGCCAUGUACCUAAAUGUGGACAAGAACAAGGUCAAUGAGGCUCAGACAAGGAUUCCAAGUCUCAAGGGGACACUGCAGAGCCAUAACAGGGGAAGAGGGAAGGUUGAGCAGGGCUUUCAGAUGGCCGGGCGUGCUGUUCGGUGUAUCGUCUCCGCUAUGCUCGGCGACCCGACAGCGAUUAUAGCUACAGUUGUUGGUAGCCUCCUACCCAAGUAG